Molecule: messenger RNA, 2525 nt
Organism: Syngnathus acus (greater pipefish)
Lineage: Eukaryota; Metazoa; Chordata; Actinopteri; Syngnathiformes; Syngnathidae
Product: twinfilin-2-like
Exons: 17
Coding region: 305-2203 (632 amino acids)
Biological process (GO): barbed-end actin filament capping; positive regulation of neuron projection development; actin filament depolymerization
Cellular component (GO): Set1C/COMPASS complex; myofibril; cytoplasm
Molecular function (GO): actin filament binding; actin monomer binding; chromatin binding
Source: RefSeq, a predicted model, not a curated record
AGUGUGAGUUCCGUCAAUUUAGGUGCGUUUCUUUUAUGACUCCGUAGUAUCUUGCUUUUUCAUGGGUUCAUCCCAAUGUCACCGGAAGAAACCGCCUGUUUACGAAGUUGCUUUGCAAGAAAUAAACGUACUAUUUCUUGAGAUUCUGUGCGAUGUGUGGUAGUUGCCGUUUUAAAACGAGUUGUUUUCAAUUGCAGUAUUAAAUGCAAGACGCACUGGCGUGAUGGGAAUAAAUGAUCGAGUUACAUGCAGUUUAGGUUUAAUGUACAUUUAAUAGUCAAGUUUCUGUAGCGAUUUUGCAAACAUGAAAAUCACGGACAGCGUGUUGAGGAGUUUCAGGGUUGCGAGAAAAUAUCAAUGCAAUUCAGAUAAAGUCAAUUGUUUUGAGUAUUCUUGGAAUGGUGAGAGCGCGAUUUCAAGCAGCAACGACGACAGGAUUGUUUUGUAUGAUAUGACCCAAGGAACGCCGCUUGAUCGUCCGCUUUACAGCAAGAAGUAUGGAGUCGACUUGAUCCGUUACACAUUUGGAGAUCCCGAAAAAGUCAUCUAUAGUUCCAACAAGUUGGAUGAUACAAUACGAUAUCUGUCACUAACUAACAACAAUUUCAUCACAUACUUCUCCGGUCACACUGCAAAAGUUACAGCUCUCUCUAUGUCACCUGUGGAGAGAAUGUUCAUCUCUGCUUCCUUGGAUAAGACAAUCCGCAUCUGGGAUCUACGCGCUGAGACUGUUCAGGGUCAAACCGAGCCCCUUGACAGACCCAUUUGUUCUUAUGACCCAGAAGGGGUCAUUUUUGGUGCAGGGGUCGAUUCAAAGUCCAUUAAACUGUACGAUGUCCGCGCUUUUGCCAAGGGUCCAUUUAAGUCCUUUGAGGCGAAGCUGAAUCGUCACUGGACCGGACUGAAGUUCAGUAAUGAUGGCAAACUAAUUCUCAUCUCUACCAAUGGGGGAACGAUCUGCAUCCUCAACGCUUUCACUGGAGACGUGAUUCACAUAUUUUCUGGCUACAACAACAGCACAGGCUUAAACCUGGAGGCUUGUUUCACCCCCGACUCACAUUUUGUCAUGAUCGGCUCAGAGGACGGGAGAGUUCACGUUUGGAGCACAGAGAACGGGAUGAAGGUCGCUGUGCUGGAUGGGAAACAUCCGAGACCCAUCAGCGUUGUGCAAUUCAACCCAUUGUACAUGACUUUUGCCACUGCCUGCACUCACAUGUUGGUGCUGGAGUCGUGCGGACAGCCAGUAGAAAGCUGGGACAAGGACUAUGACCACUUCCUGUUACCUCUGCUCACGCCACAGCAGCCAUGCUACAUCCUCUACCGACUGGAUUCGCAGAAUACGCUGGGAUACGAGUGGAUCUUCAUCGCUUGGUCACCCGACCAGUCACCAGUCAGACAGAAGAUGGUUUACGCUGCCACUCGUGCCACAUUGAAGAAAGAAUUCGGAGGAGGUCACAUUAAAGAUGAGUUGUUUGGUACAGUUGAGGAUGACGUGUGCUUCCAGGGUUACUUGCGUCACAUGACCUCCUCCUGUUCUCCUGCGCCACUCACAGCAGCCGAACAGGAACUACAACGAAUUCGAGUCACAGAGGAUAAAGUUGUAUCGGAUGAGCGUAGACGUAUUGGGAUUCCACGUGCUAGAGUUCCAGUGGAGUUCGGUAUAGACAAAAGAGUCUCUCAGGGUCUCGCGUUCCCUUUACAAGAAGAGGCCAAGCGAGCUCUUCAGCAGCUGAAGCAGAAACGCAUCAACUACAUACAACUGAGGUUGGAUGUGGAGAAAGAGACCAUUGAGCUGGUUCACACCAAACCAACGGAGACCCGCGAGCUCCCGUACAGGAUCCCCACGGAUUCCCCCAGAUAUCACUUCUUCAACUUCAAACAUUCCCACCAGGGCCGCACUCAAGAGGCACUGGUGUUCAUAUAUUCCAUGCCCGGGUACACCUGCAGUAUAAAAGAGCGAAUGUUGUACUCCAGCUGCAAGAACAGGCUCCUGGAGGAGGUGGAGAAAGAUUACCAGCUGGAAGUGACCAAAAAGAUGGAGAUCGAUAGUGGCGACAGCCUGACAGAAGACUUCCUGUAUGAGGAGGUCCACCCGAUGGAGCACGCCUUGAAGCAAGCGUUUGCUAAACCUCGGGGACCAGGCGGCAAGAGGGGCAACAAACGUCUUAUCAAGGGCGCGGGAGAGAACGGUGAAGAAAUUUGAACACACACACACUUGAUGGGGGGCUCACACUCCGGACACCCAAGUGUUUGUAGAAAAUUUAAAAAUACCUUUUCCAUUAUAUGUCUCCUUUAAUUUGCAGGGUUGGAUGUAUUGCUCUGCUAUGCUUUCUUCAUCAAUGAUUCACAUUAAUCAUUCUUGGUGAGAGCAGGAAUGUCUUUGAAGUUUGUUGUAUGAUUGAUUAUUAUCCUAUUUUAACAUCAUGGCACCUGUCCAAGAUUGAACACAGUGCAUGUGUUUGUUUCAAUCACGCACACGUUUCACGAGGAUGUUCUUCACAAUAAAAUAUAUUCUUUAUCCUAUG